AUGAAUCCGGUAUACAUUGCUGGGGCAGCGAGGACUCCCACCGCACGCAUCAAUACCCAGCUAGACUCCUUUCCAGGCACCACACUGGGAGCCAUUGCAAUUCGUGAAGCCCUCCGUCGCUCAAAAGUACCACUUGAUUUAUUCUCAGAUGUUUACAUGGGCCAAGUGCUUCAAGCUGGCACCGGCCAGGCCCCCGCAAAGCAGGCUGCGAUGCAGGCCGGGUUGGGAUCAGAUAUUGAGGCUACCACAAUCAACAAGGUGUGUGCUUCUGGGCUCAAGGCCGUUACACUCGCUGCCCAGAAUAUCCAACUGGGAUACGCCGUUGCCCAGGUGGCCGGCGGAAUGGAGAGCAUGUCAAAUGUGCCUGGAUACUUAAAGAAGGGAGAAGAUUCCGAGUCCAAAGAUAAUCCGGUGAUUGAUGGUCUCCUGUUUGAUGGGUUGACUAAUGCCUCAGAUGGCCGGUCUAUGGGCGCCUGUGCCGAGAGCAUUGCUGAGCAGAUGGGUAUCUCCCGCGAGGACCAGGAUGACUAUGCCCUCGGUGCGUAUCAGCGGGCAACCCAAGCGCAGCAGAGAAACGUCCACCAAGGAGAGAUUACCCCGGUGUCCAUUGAUACAAACAUGGCCGAAGUAUUUGACAUGGACAGUCUCCCCCAUGAGAGCCUCGUUAACCGACUUCGUUCUUUAAACCCCGUGUUCAGCCCUAAUGGCACGGUCACCGCUGGAAAUGCUUGCCCGCUUAGCGAUGGUGCUUCAGCUGUGGUUUUGGUAGACUCCCAGACCGCUGGGCAAUUCUGCCGAGAGAAUCGAGUGUUGUCAAAAAUAGUGGCUUAUGCCGAUGCCUCCGUUGCUCCGCAUGAGUUUGCUCUAGCUCCGACUAAAGCGAUCCAACUCGUCCUCGAGCGGGCCGAAAUGUGUGCUGAACAGAUCUCGUUUUGGGAAAUCAACGAAGCUUUUGCCAUCGUGGUGAUAGCUUCGCAACAGUUGCUCGGCUUGGAUCCUGAUACCGUUAAUGUCAACGGGGGGGCUAUCGCCUUCGGGCAUCCCUUGGGCAGUUCAGGUUGUCGACUUCUGGUCAGUCUCUUGCAUCAGCUAGCGGAGGACCAGUAUGGCAUUGCCGCUAUCUGCAAUGGGGGUGGAGGUGCCACUGCUGUGCUUAUUCAGCGUGUCCGAGGCGAAAGUCUAGAUGUCCCAUCAUGA
Messenger RNA from Talaromyces rugulosus, 1197 nucleotides. RefSeq lists its product as uncharacterized. Bases 1 to 1197 code for a protein of 398 amino acids. Gene Ontology annotation, molecular function: acetyl-CoA C-acetyltransferase activity. NCBI's taxonomy places the organism in Eukaryota, Fungi, Ascomycota, Eurotiomycetes, Eurotiales, Trichocomaceae. The record is from RefSeq and is a predicted model, not a curated record. The transcript has 3 exons. Gene Ontology annotation, biological process: fatty acid beta-oxidation.